UUUCCCAACUGUUUUGAUUUUUUCAUUUUAAUUGUCAUGUAUUUUCUCAUGUAGCACUUACCCAUCUCAGAAUCUUCUACAUAUUUACUAUCCUUGUUUUCAACGUGUUUUUUGAUCCAAUAAUUUCAAUUUUCAACAAUAUCAAUGGUUUGUUUAUUACAAGUAUUAACUUAGAUUCAGAACUAGUGUUCGUAGCUGUAAGUUGUUGAAAACUUUGCCAGCUGUUUCAGCGGAAGAAAGUAAAAAAAAUGUGUUUUUGAGUGUUUGAAUGUGCAAUUGGAAUCUGAUCACAUGAUUAUGAUGUGGCUGUGCUUGCAGGGUUUGAUUGAUAUAUGUGCUGUGAGUUGGGUUCCUGUGACACUAGCUGGUAAGAAGAUGGAUAAAGAAGGUGGUGCAAACCAUGGUGAUUAUGUGCAUGAUAUAGAAAAUGAAGGUCCAUUGGAUGGGAAUGAGGAGAUUGGAAGGUACUGGUCAGGGUUAUCUGACAAAAAUGUGAGCUAUUCAAAGCCACUUCUUGUGAAGAGGGCUAACACCACAUCCCAGAUUGCCAUUGUUGGUGCCAACCUCUGCCCUAUUGAAAGCCUUGACUAUGAGAUUUUUGAUAAUGAAAUAUUUAAGCAGGACUGGAGGUCCAGGAAGAAGGUUCAGAUAUUACAAUAUGUGAUGCUUAAGUGGGGAUUUGCUCUUCUUAUUGGAUUAGGUACUGGACUGGUUGGCUUCUUUAAUAGUUUUGCAGUUGAGAACAUAGCUGGUUUCAAGCUACUUAUGACAACAAGUCUCAUGUCUAAACACAGAUAUCUUGAGGCUUUUCUUGCAUAUACUGGUGUGAAUAUAUGUUUAGCAGCUGCUGCUGCAGCACUAUGUGCUUUCAUUGCUCCAGCAGCUGCAGGCUCUGGCAUUCCAGAGGUAAAAGCAUAUCUCAAUGGUGUGGAUGCUCACUCUAUCCUGGCUCCAAGCACCCUUUUUGUGAAGAUUUUGGGUUCCAUCCUUGGAGUUUCUGCUGGAUUUGUGGUCGGCAAGGAAGGACCUAUGGUACAUACAGGUGCAUGCAUAGCUUCUUUACUGGGGCAAGGUGGAUCUCGCAAAUAUCACUUGACUUGCACUUGGCUCAGGUAUUUCAAAAAUGACCGAGACCGGCGAGACAUGAUUACUUGUGGUGCAGCUGCUGGUGUUGCUGCUGCCUUUCGUGCACCAGUAGGUGGUGUCCUCUUUGCCCUUGAAGAGGCAGCUUCAUGGUGGAGGAGCGCUCUUCUAUGGAGGACAUUUUUCACAACGGCAGUAGUUGCUAUUGUUUUAAGAGUUGCAAUUCAGUUUUGUGCCACGGGGAGAUGUGGGCUAUUUGGGGAAGGUGGUCUCAUAAUGUAUGACAUUGGUUCGGCCAAUGUAACAUAUAAUGUUGGUGAUAUAUUAGCAGUAGUGAUUUUGGGAAUCAUUGCUGGCAUUCUUGGAAGCCUAUAUAAUUACCUUGUGGAUAAGGUUGUUCGUACGUAUAGCAUCAUCAAUGAAAAAGGUCCAGCUUACAAAAUCUCUCUUGUUGUCACAAUUGCUCUUUUGACAUCAUGUUGCUAUUAUUUCCUACCAUGGAUUGCAAACUGCACCCCUUGUCCCGCUAAUGUGACAGUGAACUGUCCUUCUAAUGAUGAGUCUGGAGAUUACAAAAGCUUUCAAUGUCCACCAGGCUACUACAAUGAUCUUGCUUCUCUCUUUCUAAACACCAAUGAUGAUGCUAUUCGUAAUCUAUUCAGCCCCAAGAUAACCAAAGAGUUUCAUAUUUCUAGUUUGUUUAUCUACUUUGCUACUAUUUACUGUCUUGGUAUAGUCACUUAUGGUAUUGCUAUUCCAUCUGGACUCUUCAUUCCUGUGAUACUUGCUGGUGCUGGCUAUGGCCGUCUUAUUGGUCGGCUCUUUGAACCGAUCACCAAGCUUGACAGAGGACUCUUUGCCUUACUUGGAGCUGCUUCCUUCCUUGGUGGCACCAUGAGAAUGACAGUUUCUAUUUGUGUCAUAUUGCUUGAGCUCACUAAUGAUCUCUUGUUACUUCCACUUGUGAUGUUGGUCUUGUUAGUCUCAAAAACUGUGGCUGAUAAUUUCAACAAGGGUGUCUAUGAUCAAAUACUUAAGAUCAAAGGACUUCCUUAUUUGGAGGCUCAUGCAGAACCUUACAUGAGGAAUUUAGUUACAAGGGAUGUUCUCUCAGGUCCACUAAUAACCUUUUAUGGCAUUGAAAAGGUGGGGAAUAUACUACAUGCUUUGAAAACUACAGGGCAUAAUGGGUUUCCUGUCAUUGAUGAACCACCUAUUUCAGAUGCACCAGAGUUGUGUGGGCUUGUACUGAGGUCUCACUUACUAGUGUUACUGAAGGAGAAGUCUUUUUCAAGCGAAAGGGAUCUCGCGGAUCAAAGUAUCUUCCAAAGAAUUUCAGCAUUAGAUUUUGGAAAGGCAGGAUCAGGGAAGGGCAUCAAACUAGAGGAUCUUGAUAUCCAAGAGGAAGAGAUGGAUAUGUAUGUUGAUCUCCAUCCCAUAACUAAUGCAUCUCCUUAUACUGUGAUUGAGACAAUGUCACUUGCCAAAGCUGCUAUUCUUUUUCGUCAACAUGGACUCAGGCACAUGUGUGUUGUUCCAAAAAGCCAAGGGAGACCUCCAAUUGUUGGGAUUCUAACACGCCAUGAUCUUAUGCCAGAGCAUGUUUUGGGACUUUACCCCAAUAUUGUGCCUCACAAAUGACAAUGAGGGAUCUCAAUGAAAAGAAAUUCUUUCUUGUGUGUUGAAGUGCUGCACUCAUUAGUUGCAGCUGAUCAGAGCUAUUAUAUACAUUGGAGUGCAAUAAUUAUUCACAAAAAACAUGAAGCAAAAUAUUGCAUAAGAUGUGGCUGCUGCUGCCUAGUUUUGAUGCGUUAUUUAGUUACUGUGUCAAUAUAUAGAUUGUUAAUAUCUAUUUUAAAAAUUCAGCUUGUUACUUUCAGAUAGACACUUAUAAAACCCAGAAACCAGUUGAAGUAUACGGUUAAUAAAGAUCUCUUCUACAUGUAUCUUGUUUGAUUUUUAGGGAUGAAGUUAUCAAACUUAAUGAUUAAAUGUUAAUUGUAUAGGAUUUAAAUAUAUUUUUAAUUCCGACAAAUUAUUUUAAUUUUGGUUUUGAUCCUUAUACUAGUCCUUAUGGCUUUGUUAGUUUUGGUUUUGAUUUUUCACCAGCAAUAUGUCACCCCACGCAUUCUUAAAGAAAAUCGUCAAAAUUAUGUUUGGGAUGAAGUUAUACCCCUAUUUGUUUGAUAUUAGUACCAAAUUGUGUGCUAGAUUGUAAAAACUUAUUAGAGCAUAAUUGCUCCAAAUUUUGUUUUUAACAAAUAUAUCAAUGUGAAUUGGGU
Molecule: messenger RNA, 3365 nt
Organism: Abrus precatorius (Indian licorice)
Lineage: Eukaryota; Viridiplantae; Streptophyta; Magnoliopsida; Fabales; Fabaceae
Product: chloride channel protein CLC-c-like
Exons: 7
Coding region: 292-2724 (810 amino acids)
Biological process (GO): transmembrane transport; chloride transport
Cellular component (GO): plant-type vacuole membrane; intracellular membrane-bounded organelle
Molecular function (GO): voltage-gated chloride channel activity
Source: RefSeq, a predicted model, not a curated record